CCCUGGUGUGAUAUCUUGUUGUCUUGGAGGGUCCUACGAUCCUAACAAAAAGAAGGCAUAUGUGCUCUUAUCUACUCUGCAUUGCCAAGCAGUGAUUGAAUGUGCACCUGGAAAGCCUGCCAUGAAUUAAGAUGACAACUAGAAUUUCUUCUAUACUCUUACACACUAAACUAUUAACAACCUGCACCUUGAAACUGACCUUUCAUUUGAUUGGCCUGUUGAUUCAAGGGUAGUUUUGGUAGUUAGUAGAGGAAUUUAGCAUCUAGUUUUUCUGAUUAAUUUUUUCCAAUCAAGUGCAAAUCAAUUCACAAAGUCAAUUGUUUAUCAGAGAAGAUUCAAGUAACUGUUUUAAGGGUUUCUACAUUAGAUGACUGACACUACUAUAUUGAAGAAUGUAGUCUUGGAUGGUAUCAUUCUCUCCCUAAUUCUGUAACUACCUUGAAAUGCAUAUUGUUAAAAGAAAUUACUGACAUUUUCUCCUGGCAAUUAUUGGAAAACAUCAAAUGGUGUAUUUCACCCACAAGUUUAAUACUUUUUUCCAUAUUUUAUUAGCUUUCAAACAAAUUUUGAGAACUUUUUUUUCAUAUUGUUAAAAGAAAUUACUGACAUUUUCUCCUUGGCAAUUAUUGGAAAACAUCAAAUGGUGUAUUUUACCCUCAAAUUUAAUACUUUUUUCCAUAUUUUAUUAGCUUUCAAACAAAUUUUGAGAACUCUUUUUCUGGAUUCCUAUUCAAAUUUUAGUAUCUAUCCUUGAGAAUUUGCUUGUCUGCACUAAUAGAGGAAUUUUGGUUGCUUUUGGUCCAUUCUUAAAAAAAUAAUAAUUCUAAAGAGUACUAAAAGUUUUAUAAAAGAAAAAAAAUGCAAAUGAUUUCCAAUUGUUUUUUUAUUAAUAGGUAUACAAACACUAUUCCUACACCUUUUUUGUUUGUUGGAUUUAUUCCAUCCUUUGCUACCUAAUGCUCACUGUUGUGUGAAGCCUACAUAUCUACUGAUAUACUUAUAUGAUUUUGCUUUUGUAUGUGCAUGUUAUUUCAUAAGAACACUUAUUAUCUACGAAAUCUUGGAAAAAUAUGUGUAUAUUUAAAUAUUUAAGCCUUUGGCAGCAGGAGACAGCUCAUCACAUCCUGAGGCUAUCCCAAUCACCAGGAUACUCAACUGAGAGCUGGACUAUGAAUCCAUGCUUGACCUUACCAAAAAAUUAUACGUAUUGCCAUUGGGUAAAUUCAUGAAACAUUAUUUGUUCACUUGUUACCGGCAGUUUAUAAUAGUCUUGUAUAGCUGAAAUAAAAGCAGGUUAGUCUUCUCUUUAUAAGAAAAUAUGGAUAGAUAAUGUUUGUUUGCUUUUUUCUUGCUUUUUUGAAGUAAAUUACCGUCAACUUUUUUUAUAGUAGCCCAGUAAUGUUUUGAAUUUUAUCCUCACAAUUGAUUCAAAUAUUUAAGAGUGCUUCUCUUUUAUGCUUUUUGUCUGGUGCAUAUCAUCGUUCUUCCAGAUAAUGGAGCAGAAGUAUAUGGAAGAUAUUGCACAAUUUUUACAUGAUAUGGAAUGGAUAUAUGAUUUUCAUGUUACAAAGAUUUUCACAAAAGAUAUCUUUUCACAAAUGCCUGAAGACUGGAAGGCAAGUUUACUCAAUCUUCCAGUUCAUACCUUAAAUGGAAUUCCUCAGGGAAAAACUCAGGAUGACUGGCCACUCUCUCUGCGACUCUUUUUAGAGAAAUGUCAGAAGUUCUCCUUGCAGAACCUAGCCAGAGCAAGCUGUGAGAAUGAUCCUGUGGCUGAUACCAGGAAAGUGCCUCAGACUUUCACUAAAGGGUUAUCUGAGAAGAAGACACAUGAGGUUCUCUGUCUUUUGAAACUCACAGAAAGAAUAGCAAAUGUCACAGGAAGUAAAUAUGUCCUGGAUAUUGGUAGUGGAUUGGGCUAUAUUGAUUCCCUUCUUCACAAUACACUCAAGCUCACUGUAGUUGGUGCAGAGAGUCAGAAAGACCGUGUGAAAAGUGCAACAGAAAGACAAACCAGACUAUUCAGUGAGUGCAGUGGUGUAAGGCACAUUCACUGGGCACUCACAGAUGAUGAAGAAACAUUAACGAGAGCACACAGGGAAGUGGUUGAGAUGAUGAAAGCUGAUGUAAUAUGCACUUGUAAAGAGGAGAAAAAAGGAACCAGGAAACCCUUAGAAAAUUUGCAGUCUUCAAUGCCAGUCAAUUGUUUGACAGAUCCUUCUCAGGAGUAUCAUCAUGUGGAAGAAAAUUCCUCUCUGGGGAAAUCAGCAAUACUGAUUGGCCUUCAUGCUUGUGCAGACCUCUCUCCCAUAAUGCUGAAGGUGUUCCAAGACUGCCCUCAGCUCUCAUCAUUAAUUCUGCUUUCAUGUUGCUACCACAAAAUGACUCCUGAGAAGUUGGCAAUAGAAGGAAACCAAAGCAAUGAAGAAAAUUGUGUUUGUAUUACAGAUGAAACAGUGGGCACAGAUCGUGGUGCCUUCAGAAGAGUAGAACAGAGUCCAUCCUCUCUCACCGAUGAAGAUUUGAGAGCUUGCAACUUUGUGAACUUCCCUCUGAGCAAUGCUCUGAAAACAAUUCUUGCACAGAAGAAGAUCCACUUCAGCACUUUUGGUUUGAGGUUGGCAGCUCAAGAAUCAGGUCUGCGUUGGGUGCAACAGACAGAAAAAGAUCAUGAAACCCACAGAAACAGUGUGGCUUACAGAGCUAUCCUGGAAGCAUUUUGUGACAAAGAUAAACUGGCUGUCAAGAGGCUUCGAAGACAUGCUAGGAAAAGCAGCUUUGAUAAUUUUGAAGAAUACAUAAAUACCAUCAUUACAAAUUACAAGUUUGUGCCUGCAGAUUCUUCCAUCAGUGUGGAUGAUCAUGAGGAAAAUAUUUUAAGACAAGAAACACAAGACAGCACAGUAGAGUUCAAUCAAAUGAGUACAAGAGAACAUAUUUCUGAAGAACUAGCAGAAUGUUAUAAGAGAUUUGAACAUUUAUUUCCUCUAAUUGAGCCUCUAACUGGACUUCAGUUAGCUCUUCAGCCAGUAAUGGAAGCAUUGAUAUUGAUAGACAGGGUGUCUUUCAUAAAGGAAGCCGGCUUUUGCAAUGUCUCGUUAGAGAAAGUGUUUGAUGUUACUAUAUCACCAAGGAAUGUGGCAUUGGUUGCAAUAAGAUGAAUUACCUGUUUCGUACAGAUAACUUUUUAUGUUAUAUAUGUGAAAGAAUACUCAGUUACUGUUGACUGUUUUCAUUUUUGAGAAUGCUUAUAGCUUUUAUGUUUUUCUAUUUUUGUAUAGAGUUUUUUAGAAAAUAUAUGAAAAUAUCUUGAGUCAUUUUUCAGGAAUUCCCUGUAAGACGUGAUAUACAAAUCACCAGUGAGAGGUAUUCCAUGAGAGAGUAAAUGAAAAUCAACUACCCAUUUUAUUUUCAUCUCUCAGCACCAAGAUUCUGUUCACACCUAUUUCCUCUUACAGUAACAAUGAAUCUUUUGUUCUUCAUUAAAACUACUACAGUAC
Penaeus vannamei (Pacific white shrimp) is the source of this 3500-nucleotide messenger RNA. Its product is annotated as methyltransferase-like protein 25B. NCBI's taxonomy places the organism in Eukaryota, Metazoa, Arthropoda, Malacostraca, Decapoda, Penaeidae. The record is from RefSeq and is a predicted model, not a curated record.